Molecule: messenger RNA, 1898 nt
Organism: Clupea harengus (Atlantic herring)
Lineage: Eukaryota; Metazoa; Chordata; Actinopteri; Clupeiformes; Clupeidae
Gene: ccn4b
Product: cellular communication network factor 4b
Biological process (GO): cell adhesion; signal transduction; positive regulation of cell differentiation
Cellular component (GO): extracellular region; extracellular matrix
Molecular function (GO): integrin binding; heparin binding
Source: RefSeq, a predicted model, not a curated record
CCAACCUGAGUCUAGUGGACAGCUCACAGACCCUGUGUGCGCGUGCGAGUCCAGCGGCGCAAAGGCUUCCAACUGAGGUGAAUGUGAUUUUGGUUUCAAUGAAUUUCUCACUGGAAACCCGUGAUGAGGUGGCUCCUGCCUUGGAUUUUAACGGUAGCCAGCAUUUAUCAGACCCUCUCGCAGAACCUCAGCACCAAUCAAGUGGUGUCUUCAGUGGAGUUGUAUAACCGCACACCGGUCUGCAAAUGGCCAUGCAAGUGCCCCAAAAUUCCCCCAACCUGCCCCCUGGGGGUCAGCCUGCUGCUGGACGGCUGCGACUGCUGCAAAGCCUGCGCCAAGCAGGUGGGAGAGACCUGCAAUGAGAGAGACACCUGUGACUUCCACAAGGGGCUGUACUGUGACUACAGCGCAGACAAGCCUAGGUACGAAAAAGGAGUGUGCGCAUAUAUGAUUGGCACUGGCUGUGAGUAUGAUGGUGUCAUCUACCGCAAUGGCCAGAGCUUCCAGCCCAGCUGCAAAUACACCUGCCUUUGUGUGGAUGGUGCCAUCGGCUGCGUGUCGUCGUGCUCGAACCUGCCGCCACCCCGUGUUUGGUGCCAGGCUCCGCGGCGUGUCGCCGUCCCAGGGCAGUGCUGUGAGACAUGGGUCUGUGAUGACUCCCAGAGGACCCGCAAGACCUCCCCCAGACACGUUGCGGAGAUGCGGUCCCGCACCAGUGAGCAGCACAGGAACUGCGUCAGCCAGACCACCUCGUGGAGCCCGUGCUCAAAGACCUGUGGCCGCGGGCUCUCAACGCGCAUCUCCAACACCAACGCCAAGUGUGAGAUGCUGAAGGAGAGCCGCCUGUGCACCAUCCGCCCCUGUGAGGUGGACAUCACCAGACACAUCAAGGAAGGGAAAAAGUGUCUGAACAUCUAUAGAGAGCAGCACCACCAGAACUUAACUUUCUCCGGCUGUGUGAGCACCAAGGCUUACUGGCCUAAGUACUGUGGAGUAUGCUUUGCUACUGACGACCGCUGUUGCAUCCCUUACAAGUCUAAGACCAUCGAGGUGGAGUUCCGGUGUCCCAGUGGAGCUCUGUUGUCCUGGAAGAUGAUGUGGAUUAACGCCUGCUUUUGCAACCUGAGCUGCAGAAAUCCUAAUGACAUCUUUACUGACCUGGACCAGUUCUAUGAUCACAAUGAGAUUAUGAACUGAGCUCACCACAGAAGUCUCAUAUGACAUGAUACUGUCGAGGAUCAUGAAAGCAAAGCAGAGACCAUGUGAAAAUCCCUCCCUCCAGACUCCUUGCUGCCUUCCUUCUGAAUUUCAAUCAUAGUGAAAAUGUAUUGUAAUGUAAUUCAAGUGCAACCAUUUUUUUCUAUUAAUCUUAGAGAGGUUGGCAUGACGUGAACACAAUGAGCCAGGAGUUCAAACCUCUGUUGGAUUAAACAAUAUUUUAACUAUUAUAUACAACUUCAGAGAAAGAAGGAACCUCUUUACUGGAUGUCUUUUUAAGUUAAACAUUAUUCUAUCCUUUCCUUUUUUUAGAAUGACAUUAAGGAGCCAUGAGCCUUUAAAUAAUUCUACCUAUCAGCACAGUAUGGACUGGUAGGUCAUACGUUCUCUCGAAGGUGUACAGCAGACUUGGAGGAAGGCACUUUUUAAAGGUUCUUACUGUAUGUAGUUCAGGUUCCUAUUAGAUAACUCAGUCAAAGUGACUGUACAGUUCCUUGGCUCCUAUUCAAAGCCUGUGUCCUGGUUUGCCGGAGAGGCCCAGACAGGGCUUGACAUUACUGUGCUUUAACCCACAAUAAUAACAUUGUUUGUUUUUAUCAGAUGUGCUUGUGGGUACAUCUGAUGCACGCCAGAGCAAGAUCAGAUCAGAUCUGAUGAUGAAAAUAGAUAUACAUGAAUAA